GUCAACUCGCAGUGCAAACGGAGGAAACUUGAAGCCCGUGAUGUUCAAUCCACACAUCCAUCAGCAGCAGCAGCAGCAGCAGCAGCAGUUUCACCAGCACCUGCGUCAACUUCAACAGCUUUUUCAGCAGCAGCCCCCGCCCCCACCUCCGCCGCAGCCGCCUCCGGGGCAUCAUGUCGCCCACCACCACCACCAGACUCCCCGAGCCAUGCCUCCCCAGACCGCCCCUCCUCCCAGGAUGGUCAACCUAUGCCAGGCAACCCAGACCACCAUCCUUGCACCAAAUCCCAUGCUGCAGGGAGCCCUGCUGAUGCAGCAGAUGCAGGGUAAAAUGCGCAGCUUUGGGAUGGGUGGGCAGCAGUUCCGUCAGUUCUUCGCUGCCGGGGCCAGGUCGUCUCUGCUCGGGCCUGUUCCCAUGGGCAUGGCCAUCAAGUCCCCCAUGAUGGGUUACCCAGCUGCUCGAAUGUUUCACCCACAUGCUCGCUUCCAUAAUAACACCGCCACCUCCUCGUCUUCCUCCUCCUCCUCCUUCUCUUCCAUCACUACCACAGACGCAGCUCGCCAGCCAGACAGGAAGAGAGACAGCGAGCAGAUGGCAGCAGGGAGCUCAGACGACCAGCAAGCAACAAGCAGCACCAACGACUCCAGUGACAAGACUGAUGCAGAUGGUGGCGUAGGUGGAGCGGAUGGACCCACGCAGUCGACUGAGGAGAAACUUGAAGAGCCUGCAGUGAAGAAGCAGAGGACAGAGGGGUCAGAGCAGCCUAAAGGACAGUGUGUCGUCGGGACUGUGACUAUCGCGGACACGGAUGGGGAUGUUCUCUCUUCUGAGUGUAACAGCAACACAGAGGACAGCCAGCCCGGAGACUGCAUCAUUCUGGAGGACAGAGGCUCUACAGGCGGGUCAGAUGUCGUUGACGCGUUUGAGGAGGGAGGAGCUGCUGAGAAAGCUAUCUCCGUCCUAACUCAGAUGCACAGCUGUUUGUCGGCAACAUCCCCGUCUGGGCAGCUGAGCGAGGACUACCAGCAGGUUGAUUUACCGGCGGAGGAGAUGCUGGACGCCAAAGACUCUCUUAUGGCUUCACCGGACAACCAGGAGGAAGAGGAGGAAGGUGUAGCUGACGGGGCUAACAAAUUCUACUGCUACCUCUGCGGCAUUACCUGCCACAACCAGCAAAACUUCCGGAGUCAUAUGAACAGUAUGUCCCACCAGCAGAGGAUGAUGGAGAUCCAGCACAUGAGCAACGCUUGCCUUGUCACCCUGCUGCCCCGAGUGCAGGAGUCACUGCAGGGAGCCAUCAAGGACGGAGAGAAGAAAGCCGACAAGAAGCAUUGGUGUUCCACCUGUCACACCCACUUCACCUGCAGCAUCACGGACCACCGUCGUACCGAGGAGCACAAACUGGCCAGUAGAGCUGUCGUCUCCUCCUGCACGGUCUGCAAGAAACACUUCAGGACCUCCCAGAUCUUUGUGGAGCACUUGCAGUCCCAGGAGCACAGACAGAAAGUGGAAAAGCUCCAGGAAGAGGAGGGCUGCGAGGCUUUGGGAAACCUGACUGCCACGGACGCAGACGGCUUCUCCUUAGAUGAGGUGGAGGGCAGUGAGGUGGAGGAGGGAGGAGAGGAAACAGGGAGGGAGGAAGGAGACAAAGAGGGCUCUGACAAAGAGGAUGGCUGGUCCUCCCUCAAAGAAGUGACUCUGAAGAAUAUGACCAAUGACGAGCAAUAUGACCCCGACACAGUCUAUGGGUCCAGUUUCUUUGUCCCAGUCGCAGGUUUUAUCUGCAGACUCUGCAACAAGUUUUACCACUUUGAGUCAUCUGCUCUGCACAGCCACUGCAAAUCACUGAGGCACUUUGAGAACCUCAAGAGGCACCGAGAUGUUCUCAGUCAAAAGGGCGACGCUGCUGAAUCUUCAAAAGGAUCUCCCCUAGCGGCAGACAGCCUCAGACCUGUAACAGACACGGCCACGGACGCUGUGGAUGAAACUUCUCUCUUUGAUGACGCUGGCUCCGUGAUCAACAAAGACUCCAUGCAGCCUUCUGUCACACUCACCCAUCUGGACAUGCAAACAGAAGACCAGCAACACAAGCAGGACCUCAUCUCCGCCUCAGCGGCCAGCGCAAGCAGCACAGACCAAGACUUCGGCCUCGCCAGCGCCGAAGAGGAGACCACUUUACCGCUGGAGUCUGUAGUUCAGGAGAGUCCGGCUGAAGCCAGAGAGGAGGCGGACGAGGAGGAGGAGGUUGAGGAGGAGGUUGAGGAGGAGGAGAAGGCGGCUCCUGUUGGCACAGGGAAAAAGAGUGGCGCGAAAAACAAGCCCAAACGCAGGUCAGGGAGGGCCGCAAGCAGGCGCUGACGGAUGUAGAAAAAAGGAUGAAAACCGGGUACACGGGAAAGCUUCGGACAGGAUGUGUCUGUCUGUGAAGAGGUGCUUUCAUGAAACAGAGACCGAGGAGUGAGCGGCCCUGCGCCUCUCUCUCUCUCGCUCUCUCUCUCUCUCUCUCUCUCUCUCUCUCUCCGUCUCUCCGUGUUUGGAUGUUUGGACUGAACACACACACCAACAAAUAGGGAGUUUAAAUGAUGGUAAAUCACAGUGGAACAGGACUGUCUGUGGGGAAAAGCUCUCUCAGGGUGGGAAAGUGACACCUCACAGAUUUUGAAUUCAGUAAAAUCAGUGGAAGUGGAUACAUUUUCUUUAUUUUUGGCUACCUGUUAGAGAAUUUUAGAGACAUCCUCAAACCUAACCAUUGCUUCAAACAAAUAUAUUUUAAUGUAAGGAGAAGCCCCUUCAAUGGGUUAACCAGAAGAUAAACCAUCACAUGGGAAUGGCAUCCAAUAUCCUCAUUCCAUGCGUCAUACUAUGAAUGAAAUCUAAGCAGGAUCUGGGUACAAGUCAAUGCAGGAAGCAUAAGAGCUCACAGCUGCAAAACAUUGAAACAAACCUGACUUUCCCCGUUAGCACGACCACAAGGCAGCAAAACGGGGUUUGAAAAUGUCAACGACUAUUGGUUGAAUUGCAAUGAAAUGUGCUUGACAUAUUCAUGUUCCCCUCAGGAUGUGAUUCCAAGAAUUCCAAUCAGACACCAACAAAACUUUAGGAUUGAAAAUGUGCAGAACUGAUGAUAUUCCCAUCGGCUUUAGUUGUACUUUGUGUGUCGUGCUAAUAAGCGGCGGCUAGCAUGCUAAAAUGCUAAACAAAGAAGAAGAUGAAUGAGCUAAAAACAAAAUGCAGACUACGUAGACAGGGGAGCGGGUUUUGGCACCAGAUGUGUUCAGGUUCCGAUUGGUUUUAAGUCUUUUCAGUGCGAGUAGUUUGACCUCUCAUCCGUCGGCAGGCUUUGGAAGAGAGAAGGGUCGAAGGCAACUUGCCACCUGACAUGACAACAUUUAGCUUUCUAUUAAUCUCUAAAAACAAAGUGUUUCAUACAAUAGCAGAACAACGUCUGCCCUUUAGACAGUCAGAUUACUUCUGAAGUUGCUGGUCUGACUGUAAACAAACAAACAAACAAACAAACAAACAAACAAACAAAGGCAACUCAAGGAGAAGAAGUCGUUUCUCAACAAAUCCUCGCUAAAGUGCAUCCCUGAAAAGUCUCUUUCUCCCAGAGACUAGAUCUUUGGCAGAUGAUAACAAAUGGUUUGGGAGCAAGGUAAACAUUUAACUUACCGUAAUUAACAUGUAAUAUUUAAACAGGUUGUAAUUGGGUUGAGUGUCAAUGCACAGCCUCACAAAGCUGCUAGAGUGGCUGAAGUCCUGAUUGUAUGAAAGCUGCAAAAACUGGUUUCAAACAUUGAGUAUAUACUGUGUACAAGCAGAGUGGAAUUGGAAUACAUUGAUUUCAACUGAUAGAAACAAUAUGAACAUUUUAAAUAUGGAGAAUUUCCCCUUCGUCCACCUAGCGUUUCUUUCUGAGCACUAGCGUUUGUUUUCAAUGAGAGAGCAAUGGCAGCAGCAGACGGCCGCCUGGAGGAAAAUGCGCAGCGCCCAUCUUUCUUUUCUGAGCGCUCCGUAUUUUUUUGUGCGGCCGCUCCGAGCACUCGAUUUUCUUUUCUUUCAGAAAACGGCUCUUGACGUCACCGCCGCUCUUCUCCCGUAGUUUUGAUGCUUUCUGUCGAUCGUUCGGCAGCUGUUUUCAACAGACUGUUGUCAUAGAGACUGUUGUCAUAGGGACAGCAGAGACGUGCAGCGCUUGUCUUCUCAGUGCACAAACUGUUUUGCGUCUUUCUGCCAAGGAAAAAACACGAGGUGGACACGGGGCCUGAGGUGUAGUAAGACGUGUUUUUUAACAGACACAAGAAGAAACAUUUUUCAGAUAAUCCUACAUUACAAUCAAUGUAACUGCUUCUGAUCCCUUAAACAAGCAGUGUCUAUGUGGCAAGUCAAUGUAGUCCAUUGAUAUCUGAGCCCUACAAGUUAAUUUCCCACCGUGUUGUGUCCUCAAGGGUCAGGAGGGCAAUGAACGUUGAUUGUCAGCUUCUGCUAAUUCCCCAGCUAGCGAGUUAAAACUUUGGUAAUUUCAUGUAACCGUAAGAAGCCGAGACAUUUUCAACAUGGCCAACCACGUAGCUUAAGCUUUUAGCGACCUGAAAAGAAGAAGAUAACCACAUGAAGUGUUUGAGCAGACUUUUAUAUUUAAAAAAAAAAAAAAGAAAAAAAAAAGUGUUAUAAUGGAUUGUACUCUGCGUUGAGUGUUGAUUGAUUCUGAAUCUUGGUUUCUGACAUUUUGUCAUGAUUUACCAUCUUUGUUUCCUUUUUGGGCUUCAGGUUGAUGUCUUUUUUUCAGGCAAGCAAAAAAAAAACUUGUCUCCAGCUUUGGCCUCGAUGAAACAGCCCCAAACACUUUAGCAUCUUCCCGCUAGUCAUGAUUUGAGUGACACGUUUUUAUUUUUGUAAGAGUGGAUCUUAAAAACAACAUCCCAAAAUAUUGAGGAGCAGAAACUUGGAGGGACCACCUGCCAAGGAAAGUCCAGAUUUGUUUUUCAUUUAUUCACACAGUUAUAGAAAAGUAAAAGCUUAUUGAAGGAGUUUGAAAUGCAGCAGACAGCUGUAUAAACAAAAGCUGUCUUCACACAUGCACUCCUGAAAAUUUCUAGAACAUUUCUGGACAGUAUGCCCUGAUAUCUUUGUGUCAAUACUACCUACCUUUUCAUUGGACAAAGAACAUACUGCAGCUUCAUUACAUGCACAACGUUCACACCAGUGAUCUAAACACCAUCACCUCCGUCCGCUCACUUUUUGCUUAAUUUUCCUGAAUAUUUCCUGCUGCGUUCACCCAUCAGCUCACCCCUACUUCACAGCGAUUUUAAUUUGGGGGCGGCAGAAAAAUUUCAGAAUAAAAUCAGGGUAAAUUGCAUUCAAACAUGCAGCUGGCGCUAAAAAAAUGUUCUUUAAAUUUUUAGGAGUUUUGUGCAUGUGUGAAAACACCAUAGGAGUCCUCACAUUUACAAAAAGGUUGCAAUGGAAAUGUUAUGCUGCCCAAAGAUAAGAGGGCUGUAAAGUUGUUUUUUCUACUUCCUCAGAGGAUACGAAAGUCUGACUUUCUGAGCUCAGAACUAAAAAAGAAAAUAAUAAUAAUAAUUUUGUGUUGGCUCAUCUGGACAAGUGCGCAGACUUUAAGGGCAAAAGAUCCGUACACUUCUAAUUCUGUCGAUUUUAGUAGUUGCUUUUUUUCCCCUUCCAAUUAACCAUUGCGUUGAUUUAUUUUUUCUCAUUAAGUUGUUUUAUGUGCUCUACACUGGACAGAUAAAAGUAUAUCAGAGGUAAUAGAAACAGAAACAUCAGUUUAAUAUCGCGAUUUCUGGAUUUAAACACCCGUUACUUGAAGUUCCUGUGAGGAGUUUUUAGCUGGUUAUGAAACGGGCCAAAAAUAAAUACUGAUGCUUUUUUAUGACCUUUAAAAGCAAACGAGACUGUCAGCGACAAGAUCAACAAUUUCUAUGUAGUUAUUUUUAAUGCCAGACGUUUUGCAGCGUGGUAGAUGUUAGUAGAGGCGAUCAACAGCACUCUACCCAGCACAGCAUUAUUUUCCAAUGCAAAAGUUCACAAUGAGUAAUAAUUAUGACUGGUAAAAAAAUGCAGAAUAAGAUUUUACAGAAAAUACAAACUUACAGGACGAGCUUAGCAAAGUAAUAUGUGGCAGCACUUUGUCCACAGGGGGCACCAAAACAGAAACAAAGGUCCUCACAGGAGCUUUAACCCAGCCCCAGUUAUAAAUCAACAAAGUGUUUUGACUCUGUGUCCAGCAUUUCAUUUGUCACAACGGCUUGAAUAUGAGACAUUACUUCAGUUUUUCAUAACUAGUCUACUGUUCCUCAUUUCAUCCCGACAUCAGAGAAGGUUAUUUUAAACCGCAGAAGUGGUUUGCUGACUCAUGUAGCAAUUCUUAGUGAUGGUGGCGAUUGUUUCCACAUGAUGGGAAUCACAUCAUGUUGUGUCUGAAGGAAAAAAAAAAAAGAAGACAUGAUGGGGGAAAAAUAUUUUUAGAUCCCUAAAAGAAGGGAACAGGAGAGAGAAAAUGACCUGUUAAAUAUAAUUUCAAACAAAGCUGUACGUUUCUUAUUGUAUUUUUAUUCAGCUACUGACGAAUUAAGAAGAACAAACAGUGAUGUUUUCUAACUGCUGGAAGUUUAAUGUAUUUUUGGAUGUUUAUUUUCUGUUUGGGGGUCGUUUUAAUUUAUAUUAAAAUGUCUGAUAAUUCCAA
Messenger RNA from Labrus mixtus (cuckoo wrasse), 6704 nucleotides. It is a transcript of the gene ciz1a, whose product is annotated as cdkn1a interacting zinc finger protein 1a. Lineage: Eukaryota; Metazoa; Chordata; Actinopteri; Labriformes; Labridae. Gene Ontology annotation, cellular component: nucleus. The transcript is spliced from 15 exons. The record is from RefSeq and is a predicted model, not a curated record. The coding region runs from base 41 to 2359 and encodes 772 amino acids. Gene Ontology annotation, molecular function: nucleic acid binding; zinc ion binding.